Messenger RNA from Mucor velutinosus, 330 nucleotides. RefSeq lists its product as uncharacterized. Bases 1 to 330 code for a protein of 109 amino acids. Gene Ontology annotation, molecular function: 6,7-dihydropteridine reductase activity; NADH binding; NADPH binding. The record is from RefSeq and is a predicted model, not a curated record. Gene Ontology annotation, cellular component: cytoplasm. Lineage: Eukaryota; Fungi; Mucoromycota; Mucoromycetes; Mucorales; Mucoraceae. Gene Ontology annotation, biological process: tetrahydrobiopterin biosynthetic process; L-phenylalanine catabolic process. The transcript is spliced from 3 exons.
AUGACAGGCGCACUGGCCGCUUUAGACGCUACUCCUGGUAUGAUUGGUUAUGGCAUUGCAAAGGCAGCUGUUCAUCAUCUUGUGAAGGAUCUCUCUGCUCCCAAUGGUGGACUUCCUGAUGGCUGUAAGGUCACUGCUGUACUACCAGUUACCAUUGAUACUCCCAUGAACAGAAAGUUUAUGCCCAAUGCUGAUUUCAGCACAUGGACAUCUCCUGGAGAUAUCGCAAACCAAUUGGAGGGAUAUCUUACAGGUACAUUGCCUCUUACCAGCGGUAAACUUGUUCGCGUUGUUACAGAGGGUGGUGUCACUGCAUUUGAUCAAAUUUAA